UACCUUCGACAGGAAUGCAGCCGGGAGAGAGCGGGCAUCUCUUUGCUUCGCCUCCAGGAUCGCAGCGGCUGCUGGAUCUAGCCCACAAAUCCGCCUGCCGCUGUCUAGUGAGGAGCCCAGGAGGACAUUCGCAGGCGCCUUCCUAGUAGAUCCCUUGACACUCCAGAUCCCACCCCACCCCCUUUUACCACUAGAUCCCUGCCUCUAAGGCUCCCAGCAGCGAGCGGAGGUUCCUGUUGGAUCCCCUUUGGGUCACUGUGAGACCUACAUUCCGAUCUCCUCGUCCUCUCUCCAGCCUGCAUUGCAAUCAGUCUCCCAGCCGGAUCCCCUUCCAACCCAUUAAACAAGAUUAAUUUGGGCUCGAGCCUCCGGCUGCAGGAUCCCCCGCGCGUAUCGCUCGCCGCCUUUCUCCGCCGGCUGCGCGCCCUCCUGCUGUCGCCCACCAUGGCCUCCCCCUUCAAACGAGCCCCACAGCUCGGUUCCCUGCUGCAACGCCCCGCCCUGGCGACCCCGCCGGCCCCUCCGCACCAGCAGCAGCAGCUACUGCCCACGUCGUCGGUGUGCGCCUUGCAGCCCAAGGCGGAGGCGCCCCGGUGCCCCUUCCGCUCGCCCCACGCCCUCUCCGCCCUGCCCGGCCCGACCAAGUGGCCCUUGGUGGGCAGCUUCUUCGAGAUCCUGCGGAAAGGCGGCCUCAAGAAGCAGCACCUGACGCUGGCUGACUACCACCGCAAGUUUGGCAAAAUAUUCCGCAUGAAACUGGGUGCCUUCGACUCGGUGCAUAUCGGCGCACCCUGCUUGCUCGAGGCUCUCUAUAGGAAAGAAAGCACCUAUCCGCAGCGCCUGGAGAUUAAGCCCUGGAAAGCCUAUCGGGACUACCGGGACGAGGGCUACGGACUUCUCAUCCUAGAAGGGAAGGACUGGCAGAAAGUAAGAAGUGCAUUUCAGCAUAAAUUAAUGAAGCCCACAGAGAUUGUGAAGCUGGAUUCCAAAAUCAACCAGGUUUUAGCAGAUUUCAUGGAUCGAAUGGACACACUUUGUAACAAGAAUGGAGAAAUAGAUGAUUUAUAUUCUGAACUGAACAAGUGGUCAUUUGAAAGUAUCUGUCUAGUGCUGUAUGGGAAGAGAUUUGGGCUCCUGCAGCAGAAUGUGGGGGACGAAGGCUUGAACUUUAUCAAGGCCAUCAAGACGAUGAUGAGCACUUUUGGGAUGAUGAUGGUGACUCCAGUUGAGCUCCACAAAAGUCUAAAUACAAAGGUCUGGCAGGCUCACACAAAGGCAUGGGACCAUAUCUUCAAGACAGCAAAACAUUCCAUCAACAGCAGGCUGGAGAAGUACUCUGCAAACCCCAGCGAAGACUUCCUUUGUGAUAUUUAUUUUGAGAGCCAGCUGUCAAAGAAAGAACUGUAUGCCGCCAUCACAGAGUUUCAGAUUGCAGGAGUGGAAACGACUGCCAACAGUUUGCUCUGGGCUCUUUACAACCUCUCACGCAACCCACGCAUCCAGGCAAAACUGCUUGAGGAAAUCCAGAGUGUACUCGCAGCUGGAGAGAGCCCAAGCGCCGAACACCUGAAGAGAAUGCCCUAUUUGAAGGCCUGUCUGAAGGAAUCUAUGAGGUUAACACCCUCUGUGCCAUUUACCACUCGGACCCUUGACAAAGAAACAGUCCUUGGAGACUAUGAACUUCCUAAAGGAACAGUGUUGAUGUUAAACAGUCAUAUCCUAGGACGCAGUGAAGAAAACUUCAGGGACUGGACUCAGUUCAAGCCAGAACGGUGGCUACAGAAGAACAUAAAUCCAUUCGCUCACAUUCCUUUUGGCAUCGGGAAGCGGAUGUGCAUCGGACGCCGUUUGGCGGAGCUGCAGCUUCAUUUGGCCCUCUUUUGGAUUGUACAAAAGUACCAGAUCAUCGCAACUGAUGACAAACCAGUAGAAACCCUUCACUCGGGACUCCUGAUCCCCAACCGUGAAAUCCCUGUAGCAUUCAGAAUACGACCAGAUGCUGUUAAAAGAAAAGACUAAUAUGUUCAUUGGUUGCUUUUUCUGAAGACAAUGUCCAUGAAGGCCUGGAUCCCAACUCCCGCCACCUCAGUGAGGAAGCAGCUUCAUGCAGGCGUAUUUUAAUGGCAGUGUGCUGAUGGCAGGGAGAAAAUAAGGACCACCUGAUGUUUAUUCCAUCAUUGAGGGAGGCAAAUGUGUCAAAUGACUGGAAGCUCACCUGGGAAAUCCCUCAAGCACCAAAGAGAAACCUGAGAUAGCCUUCCCCACACACCUGAGGGUAUUUUUUAAAGGGAUGAAAUGGAAGACUGGUGGAGGUUGAGAGACUGUUAGCGGAUAGUGGAUCUCUUCAAGUAGACCUGACAGAAAUCGAUUACUAUUUGGGUGCUAACACAAAAGUCACUAGUCUAUUCAGUUAUGCUGGUCAUGGGUGUUAGCUUCCCAAGAAUGGAUGCUAUGAAAUUGGCAGCUCAUUGUUGAGUUACAGGGAUGAGAAUAUGGAAGGAGAUAUUUUUUUUAACUUUGAAAAUUAUUGACAUAUUGUACAAUCUGUGAGGAUUUUAAUUGAAUGGAGCACCAGCUUCUUGUUCUGAUUUGCCUUUUUGAAGAAGAUGAUAAAAGAAACUUUCCAAGAGAGUUGCAGUAUUUACCUUAUUAAAGAGGGAGGAAAUUAGCAACAUUCCUGCAAGCUCAAUUGAGCCUAUUUUCCCCUUCCCCCACCUGCCUGUGUUUGUACAGGCAGCACAAAUGGCCAUGGGUGAGGUGUCUGUAUGUACCUUCCAGAACCCAAUCCAGCCAUCCCUCUACACCUGUGGCUCUUGAGGACUAAUAACUUGACUGCAGCUAAGCAAAGAAUUAGAUGGGUUGUAUAUAAACAGAGUUCCACUCAGCCUAUGAGAAUACUCAGGUGCCAGAGCUGCAGUGGGGCUGAAUUACACUAUGUGUAUUUUUUCUUCUUAUGCACAUCCAUAUUGUAUUGCCUGUUCAUGUCAGUCCAGGGGGUUACACAAGUGCUACUACAGUUGGGCCUGCAUAUCUUGUAACUCUCAAAGUGUAAUGUCACUUGCAACUCUUGAGUGGGUAGCUGACCAGUGUCUGCAAUAAGUCCUUGUUUGGAAACACUGGAGGUUGUGAAGGGUCAAAUAUAUGACUGGGUGUGCUGCCCUGAAUUUGGUACAUUACUGAUUAUGCAGACUUUCUCUCUAGCGGCAUGGUGUGCCGUCAAAUAUGAGUGUUUUGGCUUACCAAUGUUUUUUAUCCAUUCCUUUGUAAUAAGGAAACGCCUUCUCUUUUUAAAAAAUUGUACAUAAAUGUGUCUCUUUUGUACAUUUUUAUAUUUACAUUUUUUAAAAAAAAAUGAGUGUGGGAAAACUUAACAGUUGAUGGUCAGUUGUACAUACCUGAAAUAUAUUUUGAAUUUCUGUCACUGAGGCUCGAUGUUUCUGUUCUUGAGGCUGAAGACUUUUGUAAUAAAGAGAGAAUUCUUUUUCACA
This is a messenger RNA of Sphaerodactylus townsendi, 3488 nucleotides long. RefSeq names its product 1,25-dihydroxyvitamin D(3) 24-hydroxylase, mitochondrial. NCBI's taxonomy places the organism in Eukaryota, Metazoa, Chordata, Lepidosauria, Squamata, Sphaerodactylidae. Gene Ontology annotation, biological process: C21-steroid hormone biosynthetic process; cortisol metabolic process; cellular response to peptide hormone stimulus. Gene Ontology annotation, molecular function: heme binding; iron ion binding; oxidoreductase activity, acting on paired donors, with incorporation or reduction of molecular oxygen. The record is from RefSeq and is a predicted model, not a curated record. The coding region runs from base 445 to 2019 and encodes 524 amino acids. The transcript has 12 exons. Gene Ontology annotation, cellular component: mitochondrial inner membrane.